AUGUCAAGGGACACUGGUACUGUGUCAGUGGAGUUCAGGUGCCCCAGACCUCAGGAUGUAUUCAGUGUGGAAAUUCUUCGAAGUAUAGAGUGUACCGCAAAGUCCUGCAAUGGAGAUAUCAUCCAGACUGAGUACGGCUCCACUCCUUUGACGGAUUUCAACCGCACAUUCACCUGGAACCUUAAGGCCUCUGCACAGCAAGCAUUUCAACUAGACUUCACCAGCACAGGUCUGAGACAGAUUAAUCCCUCAGAAACCUGUCCAGAUAAACACACCUACAGCCUCCAGGCCCUUCAGGCCACCGGGAAGGUGGCUAUUGGGACAUACUGCAGAACUGGCUCCUUUCAUGGGGCUCAGGUGCUAAAGCAGGGCAGCUUUUCUGUACAAGUUCCAGCCAAACAGAAGUUACAAGGUGCCCGGUUUGGUGUAUCGGUUGGAGAGGAAAUCAAAUCCCUUGCCAAAAUGAAACUGAUUUUACCAGAGAGGAGCUCAUCUACAGAGUUGCUUUCUCCAAACUACCCGGGCAGUUUUCCUGAUGAUGACCAGAUGGAGUGGGAGUUUCAGACUCCAGCCAAAUACAAUGCAACCAUUGAUUUCUUGGACCACACGCAGCCCCGUUGUCUGAAGAAGAGCACUGCUGUGGAGUACCACCGGAGAGGAAGAGAGGCAUCGGUGCGGGGGCUGUCCGUCACCCAGUCAACCCAGAUCCAAGGCAACUUCUCCCUGACCCUAAGGAACUGUGAAAUGGACAGGGCCCGUGAUAAUACAGCCGGACUCUCCGUACACUUUAAGGUCGCCGCUGUCCAGAGAAGUCGCCCAGUGUUGUGUGAAGUGGACCUGAGAAAAGAGGAGAGGCUCUCUCUUUACAUCGAGGCCAGACCGGGCUCUGAGUGCGAGAUGAAAAUGAACUUCAAUACCAAGGAGAGAAUCACCCUUCCAUCUAAAAGCAUUACUCAGCUGUCAUUCCAGGACUGCUCCCCUGAAGAUGUACGGGUGACAGCCAGGAGAAUUAUAGCUUGCCAACAGCUUAACCGCUGUCCGAAGGUCUCUUUGGCAGUGCCUUCGCUGCCCAGUUGCCUUCCUGCCCCACUGAGUAACGUGACCUGGACUCUCCUGCCUCCUCCACAUGGAGCUGUGGAGCUACUGUCCCCCAGCAACCCUCUCAGACAGUCACCGCCCGGGCAGCCGUGCAAUGACAGCAUCAUUCUCCAAGUGGUUGAGGAUGACGGCACCUCUCUCGGCCAGUUCUGCCCUGAGGGAGCCAUAAAGAGCAUCCAGAUUCACGCCAAUGUCUCCGUUACCGCCUCCGGCGUGGGGGAUGGAGUGCUGCGAACUUCCAAAUUGCUGCUACAUGCUGUUUUCAGAGGGGAGAUCAGAGAGAGGUACAUAUUCAAUGUAGCUCCUGAGAAAGGAGUCCAGACCGUUUUAGCUACUCCUGGAUGGCCAGAAGGGAUGAAGUCCUACUCCACAGUCUCUUGGAUCAUCUCUGUGCCGGCCAAGCAGGAGGCUCACUUGAUGUUCACCAACAUCACUCAGCCCAAAUGUAACAACCGCCACACCAACAUCAGGGUGCAGAGCCUGGGCUCCCUGGAGGAGAUGUACAGCCGCAGAGAGGACGAGGAAGCUGACAGUGAGAUCACAAUCUCCAAGAGCUUCUAUCUGAACAUGUCCAACUGUAUGCCCGAAAGAGGACACUUCACUGUCGUCUCGCAGAUCACUUUGCAUAAGAACAAGAACCUGCUCCUGAUUGCUGUUCUGAGCGUGGUGGCUGCACUGUUGCUCAUCAUUUUCAUUGCAUUGGGGGUGGUCUGUGUGGUGAUCAGGAAGAAGAAGAGACAGAUGAAUCAUCAGGUGUCUAUCUACAAUCCUAACGGUACAAGCUUCCUGCCAGGACACAACGGCCUCCCAAAAUCACCUGAGGAGGAUGACCAUGUCUACGCCUCCAUUGAGGACUCGCUGGUUUACACGCACCUUUUAAGAAAAGGGGUAGAGAUGGGAGUAUAUGGAGAGGCUGACACGUAUCGGCCAUUCACGGGCCCCACAGAACCACCACACUCGCAGGGCAUGGCUUCUGAGCGUCCGGAGGUCGGUGUGUACCGGCCGUUUGUGCCGCCGUCUCACCAGGGCCCUCCUCUUCCAAAUAGACCUCCAAGCCAAGCCCAGUGCUUUGUGAAAAAUGACUUAUAUUGCACUGAGAGCAACAGUGAGGAGGAAGACUGUGGAGAUCUUACGAGGAGCGCAGUGCUAGGACCAAGGAUGGACCCGGAGGGAGGAGACUGA
Messenger RNA from Lampris incognitus (smalleye Pacific opah), 2280 nucleotides. Its product is annotated as CUB domain-containing protein 1-like. The coding region runs from base 1 to 2280 and encodes 759 amino acids. The record is from RefSeq and is a predicted model, not a curated record. NCBI's taxonomy places the organism in Eukaryota, Metazoa, Chordata, Actinopteri, Lampriformes, Lampridae. The transcript has 9 exons.